AUGACUAAUGUUCAAGAGUUGGGUCAAGAGGGGUUUAUGUGGGGAAUUUCUAGUUCUGAUGAUUCUGGAGUCGGUUGUAGAAGAAACGAGAAGCAACUACCUCUACCACAACCUUCUAUUCCGUUAGAAAUUCCGAUCUCGACUGAUAAGAAGAAUGCAAAAGGAAAGAAAAGGACGAAACGAAACGGAAAAAUUCAUGGUGAAGAUUCACCUGAUCAUGAAAUACAUAUAUGGACAGAGAGAGAAAGGAGGAAGAAAAUGAGAGACAUGUUUUCUAAACUACAUGCUUUGCUUCCCCAGCUUCCUCCCAAGGCAGACAAAUCAACAAUUGUAGACGAAGCAGUGAGCUCCAUAAAAUCCCUUGAACAAACUUUACAUAAUCUCCAAAUGAAAAAGCUCGAGAAACUUCAAUAUUCAUCUGCUUCAAACACAAAUACUUCUCCUACAACUCUGCUUACACCAAUAUCAAACCAUUCCCAGAUCCUUCCCCUAGGUGCUGCUCCAGCAGACUGUUACUCUCGUGAAGCAUUCUUGGCCGAUCAGAUAUCUUCUUCCAUCACAAACCUGCCUUACCCUUGUAAUGACCCAACCGCGGCUUUCGAUAUUUGGUCCUCACGUAACGUCGUGCUGAAUAUCUGUGGGAAUGAAGCUUUCUUCAAUAUUUGCUGCCCUAAAGACAAAUCAGGGGUUUUCACCAAUGUUUGUUACUUGUUUGAGAAGUACAACAUCGAAGUUCUGUUUGCUAAUGUCUCCUCUAAUGUUUACCGGAGUACCUACGUGAUCCAGACACAGGUGAAUCCGAGUUAUGAGAAUCAGUUAUUGGAAGAUGGAUUUGGAGUUGGGGAUAUUUUCAAGCAAGCUGCUAAUGAAUUGGUCUCAUAUUUUUCAUCUCCUUGA
This is a messenger RNA of Eruca vesicaria subsp. sativa (arugula), 897 nucleotides long. NCBI's taxonomy places the organism in Eukaryota, Viridiplantae, Streptophyta, Magnoliopsida, Brassicales, Brassicaceae. The record is from the annotation of a GenBank genome assembly.